Molecule: messenger RNA, 1597 nt
Organism: Gryllus bimaculatus (two-spotted cricket)
Lineage: Eukaryota; Metazoa; Arthropoda; Insecta; Orthoptera; Gryllidae
Source: the annotation of a GenBank genome assembly
GACAUUCCAUCGUGAAAACACGCCUUGCCGCGCCACGUUAUAAAAACCGAAGUAUUUCCCCCCGCUCAGGCCCAGUGCUACGACAGUGAGUUAGUAUAAAAAACUUGUCAUUGUUGAUUGCAGUAGGCUGAAACAAUCAUAAAGCUUUGGGGGUGUUGUAGUCGUAAUGUGCCCUGAUCAAACAUCAAAUCCAAAAUGUAUACUAUUAUUCAGUGGCAAACGGAAAUCUGGUAAAGAUUUCUUCACCGAUUUGCUAAUUGAAAGGAUUGGUCACGAUAACGGUGUUAUCGUAAAAUUAUCAGCCCCCAUAAAAAAUCACUGGGCCCAAUUAUGUGGUUUGGAAUUAUCCAAAUUACUGGAUUCGUCGUCUUAUAAAGAAAAAUAUCGGCAGGAUAUGAUUAUCUGGGGAGAAUCAAUGAGAGAGAAAGAUUAUGGAUACUUCUGUCGUCAUGCAAUUGAAAUGUGCCGAGCUACAGACAAAUCUGUGUGGAUAGUAAGUGAUGCUAGAAGAAAAACCGAUAUUAAAUGGUUUCAUGAAAAUUAUAAAAAUGUUAAAAACAUUCGGAUCUUUACAAGUGAUGAUGUCAGGAAACAACGUGGUUGGACUUUCACUGAAGGAAUUGAUGAUGCACCGUCAGAAUGUGACUUGGAUGAUUUUACAUCAUGGGAUUUUGAAAUAGAAAAUAAUGGUAAUACUGGUAACGUGGAGGAAAGUUUAAAUCUUAUCUUACAAUUAAUAAAGCAGGAAGUACCAGUAAUUCAAGGAACAAAUUAAACAUGCUGAAAUAAAAAUAAUAUUUACUAUAAUUGCCCUCAAGAGAGGGUUGGGUUUGAGAGAACUUUUCAGCAAAAUGCAAGGUAGAAAUUCAAUCACAAAAAUAAAAAAAUAUACAAAUUUAUUUACACAGAUACAGCAUAAUUGCUUCUCCUGCCAUUAAACACCAGAUGUAGUCCACAAAGUUCUGUACAGGAAACACCCAACUUUGUGGUCAUUUACGUUUUACAUUGUUUACAAUGUACAGAGAUAGAUUCUUUUCUCAAAAUAAUUUUAAUACUUCCUAAAAUAAAAUUUUAUCUAGAUAUCAUGGUUUAGCAAAGACAAUAUUAUAAACGUCCUGAAAUUGAUUCACAAAAUGAACUUCUAAGCCAUCAGUUAUAUACUUUGGCAAAUCAUUGAAGUCCUUUUUGUUUUCUUCUGGAAGAAUUAUACAUUUAACACCUACUCGUUUGGCCUGAAAAUGAUAAAUUAUGGUUAAUGGAAUAUAUAUUCACUGGAAGGGGGGAAUAAAAGUAAUCACAAAUUAUAACUUACUGCAAUUGUUUUCUCUUUGAUGCCUCCAACUGGCAAAAUCUUUCCCAUCAAAGACACUUCUCCUGUCAUGGCCACAUCCUGUCGAAUAGGACUGUUCUUGGCCAAUGAGAGUAAUGCAGUCACAAUAGUGCAUCCAGCACUAGGCCCAUCUUUGGGAGUGGCACCCUUUAACAAUAGGCUACUUUUACAGACUUACAAGUAAAAUAAAAGUGGGUAUACAAGAAAUGGCUUACCUCAGGGACAUGGAGAUGUAAAUGACUUGAAUAAAGGAAAUUAUUUUUAGGA